Molecule: messenger RNA, 4519 nt
Organism: Toxoplasma gondii ME49
Lineage: Eukaryota; Apicomplexa; Conoidasida; Eucoccidiorida; Sarcocystidae
Exons: 8
Coding region: 652-4170 (1172 amino acids)
Source: RefSeq, a predicted model, not a curated record
CAGGAAACGAGAAACCUGCGUUUUGGCCAACAGAGAGGCGGAGCCUCCACGUCGAGGAAGGCGGAGAGAAGAAGAGCAGGAGGGAGGGUGAAGACGCCCCGGACAGAAGGGAAGAAGCAGACGCGAGGAAACGCGCUGUUGUUCGACUGUCUCAGGAGAGAGUGUGUCUCCUGCUUUUUCGUGUCUCUUCGCUAGGCGGACGAAGAAAGUAAUGAAGAAUCCGAACAGAGAAGAGACAGAGAGAGAGAACGAUCGGGGAGACUGUGCGCUGACUUUUGGGUGGAAGUGUCUUGUCAGAUAGCGAAACAGCAGUCCCUCGGGCGACCGUUCUUCGUCUCCUUCGCGUUCUCGCGUUUCUUCUUGUUCUUUGUUUCGCUGUCUGCUUGUUUAUUCUCCUCACUUCUUCUCCACGUUUCUUCUCUCUCGCUCUCUUGCCUGCGAUUUCUCUCUCUCCCUCCCUUCACCGUUGGUGGAGAGGAGGACCUCGACGCGUCGGAUCUCUGUUCUCUCUCCGCAGCGAGACAUGACCUUUUGUCGCCGAAGCCUCCAAGGUUUUUAUAGAGGCACACAAGCGGGAGCGGAAAUGCAUUUGGAUCGGUUGUCCAGAGUAGUCGUUCAGCUGGAUUCGGCGCGUUCUCUGCUGUCGAAACCAUGAGUCACGAGCAGAGGAGGGGAGGGACUCCGCCUCCUUCUUCCGGUUCUGCGAUUUCCUCGCUCUUCCGCGGCCACCAAUUCUUCCUGCUGGGUUUCGACGGACCUUGCAUCUACGAAGACGCUGCUCUGUCGCUUGCUGCUCAGGCGUCGGACGGCGUCUCUGUCCUCUCUUCUUCCUCUUCUGCCUCGCUUCCUGCCUCCUUCGACAGGCCUUCCGGACUCCGCGCGAGAGACCGGGGACACCGCGAGGAUCUCCUCCUUCGCCAGGCUGCUGCAGAGGGCGCUGCUGCAGGGCUCCUCGACACUCUCGCUUCUGCGCGAGACAGACGGGGAACGGGAGGAGACUGUGGCGGCAGUGGAUCUGAAGAACGCGAAGCACUGGAGAGAAGAAAACUCGAGCUGGAGAGACUCGCCAGCGCGGCAAGCGAUCUGCGAGAAGCAAUGGAGCGUGUCAUUGAACAACACUCAGGCCGAGUCGUCUCUCGCAGGUCGCCUGGGCAGUCGUCUUCGGACGGAGAGAAACGGCGACAGCGUCGAGGCGAGAAUGAAGGACGAGAAGAGGAAAUGCAAGAGGAGGAAGAACGUUUCACUGACGGAGCGGAUGCUGCAGCGCAGAAUGACGAGACAGCUCUCGCUGCCUCAGAGCGUUCUUUGGAAGCUCUCGUUUCCGCGGACUUCGUGAUUUGCAACUACGGCGCUGCGUUCGUUGCUCUGCGUCGCCUCGUCGAGCGCUUGGACAUGAACGCGACAGCCAGCGAGCUCGGGGACGCGAGAAAUGCUGGGCAGGCAUUCGCGCGGAAGGAAGGAGACCCAGAACUCGAAGAAGUUGCACUAUGUCCGGCGUCGCUGCGACGCCUCACGCAGCGCGGAUGGAACGGACUGGGAGAGUUUGGAGAGGCCGCUGCGGGAGCUCUGUCGGGGGUCUCUUCGUUUCGCCCUCUGAAAAAGUCCGUUUUCCUCGAUCGACGCCGCCUGCUCUCCCCUUUCUGGCUGUUCUGCUGCGUUGCCGACUCCACCCUGUACCACCCUCUUUAUUCUCCUUUCUUCUCGGUCUCCGCAUCCUUCCAUCCAGCACUGCCCCCUCUCCUCCCCUCUCCAUUCUCCCUGGAGACCUCUGGAUCCUCGAGUGCACCUCCGUUUUCCGUUUCCUUUCCUUCUUCCUCCUCGUCCUCCUCUGCAUGUUGCGAGAGCAUGGGAGGCGAGAACAAGGAAACCGACGGCAAGGCGAGAGAUGUUGUGCGAAUUUUUUUGUUGGGGUCGACUGGCGGAAAGCGGCGCGUGCGCCUCGGGCCUGCGGUGGCGUUGAGAAAGAAGCAAAGGAGAGAAGAGGAAAGAGAGCGAGAAGAAGAACGGGGAGAAACGUCAUCGAGCGACGAGGGCGGCGACGGCUGGUUCGAGCGCUUCGGACUUCUUGACCGGAGAGACUUGGAGGCAGAAGAAAACGUAGAGAGGAAGCGGCGAGCAGAGAGGGCAGAGAAGCAAAGAAAUCGACAGAGACACGAGAACGGGAGACGCGUUCGGACGCAGACGGACUUUGUCUUGCUCUCUCAGGUCUUAGCCUGCUGUGGAGCGCAGGUGGUCACCCGGAGAGAAAUUGAGGCUCUAGGGGCGAGGAGACAAGAGAACAGAGUUCGAGAGGAUCCUCGAGUCGGCCUGCCUGUCAGCCACGUCGUCGUCUGUUCGCCUCGGGCGCUGGAGCGCUGCCUCCGACCGCGGCUGUCCCGAAGCGAAGUGUCUCCUUGUCGCCUGGGAGCCCAACUAGCCACGCAGAGACACCUUGCAAAUCGAAUUCCCCUGCGAGCUGAGCGCUCUCGGCGCGCUUCCGGGGAAGACCGCUGGCGUGCGUCGGCUGGCGAGGACCAGCCCGCCGAAGAGGCGACAGAGAAACAGAGAAGAAGAGAAGAAAGGUUUUUCAAUUUCCUCGCGGGUCUCGAAGCGCUGCGAGAAAACGCUGUACCCUUUCUCUCGCUUCAGUGGAUCGUCCACAUGUAUCAGUCUGGCAUUCCUCCGCCGCAGGGUCCUUACCUUCUUCAGCUUCCACCCCUCCCUCUGAUGACUCUGAGGUCUUCCUCAGACUCACCAAAGACGCCCAGUCCUCACACUCUCUCUUCGUCUCUCGCUUCUUCUCUCUCUUCUUCGCUGUCGUCUCUGCAUGCUGAGCGGGGGGCGGAGGCCGGGCGGGAGAUUCUCAGCGACUUUGUUGUUUUCCUCUCCGUCUGUGUGGCUGUCAAGACGCCGGCGCUGAUUCAGAGGUGCAGAGAGCAGGGCUGUGUGUCUGUCGUUGUUGUGCCGCCUCUGCUGCCUCUGUGUGCGUCUCUCCUUUUCGACCUUCUCGGCGAUUUGAGCGGUCUCUUUUCUCCUUCCACUAACGAGGCGAAGACCGUCUCGCUUUCGCAAAGCAGCGCAGGAAGUCUCCUUUCUCAGUCCUUCUCCUCCUCCCGCCGUGUCUCCUCUCCAGCCGAGGAAGCCCAAGGGAGCGACGCAGGGAACGCUCGCGCGCAACGCCGGAAAGGCAGGCGGGCAGACGCCGCACCGAAGCGAGGAGGGCGGCGAGAGGAGAAGAAGGAGGGAACCGAGACGGAGGCGAAGGGACGAGCAGACAGCGAUCCGAGAAUCGAACUCGACCACCGCUGUCAACAAAUGCUUCAAGGGACAGAACGCGCCUUUGACUCAGACGAACUCCACACUGUCUUGCGGAUCAUGGCGGCCCCGAGCGACAACGCGCAGCCUCUGCUGGUUGUGGGCGAGGAGGAAUUCGAAGCCGGUCUCGUCGGCUACGUAGCACACACACUGGAGUGCUUCUACACUCACCGCUUGUCCUUGAAGAAGUCCUCGAACUCCGCAAACGGACGGGAUGGCCGUCGCCCUCUCGCCGCCUCAGAGUCGCUCGUUGUGCGCGUAAAGCGAGAACCUGGAGAAAAUGCUUCUUCUCUUUCUUCUUCUCGCUUCAGUCCCUGGGGAGUGAUGAAGCCUGCGCUGAUGGUCGACUUGGCAGUGCCUCCAGAGUCCCGUCGCCGCAUCGGGGCUUCUGCCUCGCGAGUGUACAGACAUCAGGCGCGAGGAAGGGAAGAGAGAGAAGCGAGAGAAAAGAGAGAAGCGAGAGGAGAAGAAGAGAGUUCGAGUCUGCUGAUGACAACGCCAGACGGACUUGAGAGCUGCUGGAGGCGCCACAGACGGGUGCCGGGAGAAACGUUUUCUCUUCAGAGUUUCUUCCCGCACCACUUGCUCGACGGUUUCGCCGAAGAUCUACUCCCUGAGGACUUGCAAGCCAAUUCUCUUCAACUCACAGAGGGGGAAGAAGAACGCGAACAGCGGCGCCUCCUGGCAGCUCUCGAAGCGGAUGUCGUCAUCAUGGGCAGAGGCGACUCGCAAGACCUGCGAACGCAGAGAAGAAAACUUUUCCAGGAAAACCAAGAAAGAAGAAUGCAAGAGGCCCUGCGGUGUCACGAGUUGUACUUGGAGGCUGGGAGAAAGUGGAGAGAGUUGCUCCAGGAGUCGGAGAGGAAAGCCGGGUGAAGCGGGGGACGCCCACAGAGGCUUCAACGAGAAAUAGAGGCUUACUUUCCAUCUCGAGAGAAAAGACGCUGGCGCAAAACAGAGGGAACAGAGUGUCUGCUACAGCUUCAGAAAAAAUGUUUCGUCUCUCUUCUCAUCGCCUUCUCUCGCUCUUUGCCUUUUUGGCGAGUGUAUCUUCGGAGCCCCGAGAGUGUUUUAGAGUUUUUAAACAUUUGCAGGAGAGCCGAACUCAGCUCUGUACUGGGGUUUCGGUGCUGGUUAAACUCUUUUUGACAAAGUCUGCGGUUCUGGACCGAGUAGCUCCGAGGGGGAGGGGGGCCUGAGUGACUGAGGGCUCAGGUCGCCUCUG